This is a messenger RNA of Brienomyrus brachyistius, 514 nucleotides long. Its product is annotated as phospholipase A2 inhibitor and Ly6/PLAUR domain-containing protein-like. The record is from RefSeq and is a predicted model, not a curated record. The transcript is spliced from 4 exons. The coding region runs from base 185 to 448 and encodes 87 amino acids. Lineage: Eukaryota; Metazoa; Chordata; Actinopteri; Osteoglossiformes; Mormyridae.
CCACUGGUGUUGUGUAACACACACUCUGCUUUCCCAAUUGUACCGCCCAACAGUCCCACAACGUAGGUAUUUAAGCAGGUAGUGUUGGUGAAACAACGCCACAUUCAAACAAGAUACAACUGUGAUACAGCAGCAGCAUUUAAAGCUCACUGAUUCCUCUCUGGACGUAAAAGCUGCCUGAAGGAUGAAGGCCGUAGUGCUGGUUGCCAUGGUCCUGCUGGCUGUGAGCUGUGGAGAGGCACUGCGAUGUAACAGGUGUAUCAACAAAGGCUGCAGGAACACAGUGGAAACCUGCUCAUCUCCCAAUGAUGUUUGUGCCAGAGUCAUGUUCCUACCCCCUAUGCCUGUCAAUUACUUUAGGAGAUGCAUGAAGGCGUCAGACUGCCAUCUGAUGACUUCCGUUCCCAAUGUCAGUGCCUUCUGCUGCUCGACGGAUCUCUGCAACUGAUCCCUGGCAUCUGCCUCGCAGAUGGAAAUUCACGCUGUGACCCCGCCCAGAGCAAAGCCCUGCAAC